GAAAGUGAAUAUCUGCGAGUAUCAGAAUGACAUGAACGAGAUUCGCAACGUAAGAGAAAGGAGCCAUGACAAGAGCCGAGGAUAACUUUAGAGUAACGAACUAAUGUGUACCUUUCUAAAUCAAAGUACGUGUACCAAUUAUUGGAACGCACGUGGAUGCAUACAUCGUCUUGGUCAAUGGUCGUUGGUUGAAUAGAGACGUCGUCCACUGGAUGGAACUUCAUACCAAGCCGAACAUGAGCAAUCAGGAGAAGAAUGCGAUAUGCAAAGUGGAGACGGCCUUUAAGGAAACCACAAAAAUGGAUAAUCAAGACAUUUAUGGAGCCUUUCAAUCCAAGGAUCUUAUCGUGGGAAUUGAGAAGUCCGAGAACAAUGAGGCUGGAGAUUCGCAUCCGACUUCCGAUCAUCCGACCUCGUACCUGGAAACCCUUAUGCAUUUGUUUAAAGGGAACGUGGGUUCCGGAAUAUUUGCCCUGGGCGAUGCUUUCAAGAAUGCUGGUAUCAUCCUGGGUCCAUGUCUCACACUGUUCCUUGGAUUUAUUUGCGUUCACGCUCAACAUAUGCUGCUCAACUGUAACGAGGAGGUUCGAAGACGCGUCGGUGACUCCUCGACUGUGCAACCAGGAUUCGCUGGAACCGUAGAGCUGUGCUUUGCAACGGGUCCACUUCGAUUUCGCAAAUAUUCUGUUCUGAUAAGAAAAUUGGUUAAUGUAUUUUUGUGUGUUACGCAACUUGGAUUUUGCUGCGUUUAUUUUGUUUUCAUAUCGAAAAACAUGAAUCAGGUCCUGAGUGUUUACGAAAUUAACAUAAGCGUCGGCGUUCUCAUGGCCAUCGUUCUGAUUCCUAUUAUGCUGAGUACCUGGAUAAGAAACCUCAAGUACCUCGUACCUCUGUCGUCCAUAGCCAAUUUUUUAAUCAUCGUGGGAUACAUAGCAACUAUGUACAUAAUGAGUCACGACUUGCCUCCCAUCCAGGAACGCAAGUACGUCGCCUCCUGGAGCACAUUGCCGCUGUUCUUCGGAACUGUUAUUUAUUCUUUUGAAGGUAUCACCCUGGUCCUGCCUUUGAAGAAUGAAAUGAAAAAGCCAAAAAACUUUGACAAACCAUUUGGCGUACUGAACGUUGGCAUGGUGAUAGUGGCAAUAAUGUUUGUGGCAAUAGGAUUCUUUGCAUAUCUCAAGUACGGGGAUGACGUUCAAGGCUCCGUGACUCUAAAUCUAGGUUCCGCGAUAAUUCCAGGACACACGGAUGGUUUCCUUUCAAGUUUACCUCAAUGCAUUAAGAUUUGCAUAUGCAUCAGUAUACUGUUCACAUAUGCACUACAGUUUUACAUACCAGUGGCCAUCAUAUGGCCUGGUAUAACUAGUCGGUUUGGUCCAUUCGCAUGGCCCACGGUUGCAGAGAUCUGCUUCCGGUCUCUUCUCUGUCUCGUAACAUUCAUCCUGGCGGAAGCAAUUCCGCAUCUGAAUCUGUUUAUCUCGUUGGUGGGCGCCGUGAGUAGCACGGCCCUGGCAUUACUGUUUCCGCCGAUUAUAGAGAUGGUGGUCUGCUGGCAGAGCGCCACACUCGGUAUCUUCACAAUUACGAAAGACAUACUUAUACUACUGAUUGGAUUGCUUGGUUUCGUUACGGGAACGUAUGAGAGUAUUACGUCGAUUGUCGAGGCGUUUAGUAAACAAUAAAAUUUUGUAUGUAUAUAAUUA
Messenger RNA from Cephus cinctus (wheat stem sawfly), 1703 nucleotides. Its product is annotated as proton-coupled amino acid transporter 1. Gene Ontology annotation, molecular function: amino acid transmembrane transporter activity. Gene Ontology annotation, cellular component: vacuolar membrane. Lineage: Eukaryota; Metazoa; Arthropoda; Insecta; Hymenoptera; Cephidae. The transcript has 11 exons. The record is from RefSeq and is a predicted model, not a curated record. Gene Ontology annotation, biological process: amino acid transmembrane transport. The coding region runs from base 213 to 1682 and encodes 489 amino acids.